AUGGUAUUCGAAGAAUCGGCUGUCGAAGUACCUGAAGCAUUGGCAGUUUCAGUCGUCGAACUUGACCCUUUGUCUUUAACUGAAUCUACACAUUUCUACAAAUACUCUUUCGGCACCUGGAAAGCAAUUCGAAGUUCAAGGUUUUUGCACAGGACAACCCAAAAGUCAACCCCUGAAUCGGAAACGAUAAUAAAGGCUAGGCCCUUCAGUAGAUCAUUACCUCCGAUUGUACCAACAUUACCGAAGCUUUUUUCUGAGGAAACAAAAGAAGCUGUAAAUCGCCUAAGAGGGCAAUUGCGCUAUUAUGCAGUAAUAGAAAUAAGGUCGCAAAAAUUUUUGGUCACCAAAAAUGAUCUUGUGAUCGCCCAUCGGUUACGGGAUGUUAAUGUUGGGGAUGAAUUGAAAUUGAAUCGUGUGCUUGAAUUGGGAUCAAAGGACUAUACCGUCAAAGGACAGCCUCUAGUUUCCGAAUCAUUUUACAACAUUAAAGCCACGGUCAUAGAACAGCCAAAGG
This is a messenger RNA of Acaulospora colombiana, 514 nucleotides long. Lineage: Eukaryota; Fungi; Glomeromycota; Glomeromycetes; Diversisporales; Acaulosporaceae. The record is from the annotation of a GenBank genome assembly.